Molecule: messenger RNA, 465 nt
Organism: Mixia osmundae IAM 14324
Lineage: Eukaryota; Fungi; Basidiomycota; Mixiomycetes; Mixiales; Mixiaceae
Exons: 2
Coding region: 1-465 (154 amino acids)
Cellular component (GO): mitochondrion
Source: RefSeq, a predicted model, not a curated record
AUGGAAGCGAUGGAAGAGGUGGUCGAAGAGAGCAUAAGGAGUAUGGUCCAGAACCUCGUCACGCGUAGCGAGCAAGAGAAGCAUCAAUAUACUCAGAAAGUCGACUUUGCAAAGCUGCGAAGUGAGAUACAACUCGUGGAAAAGCAAGAUUUCUCGCUGCUCAAGACAGAGAACGAACGCCUAUUGGCCGACGUCGAGCGACUCAAGCAGAGGCUGCGCGAAGAGAUCACACGCACGCAGGCUGGUGUCAGACUCGACCUUAACCUCGAAAAGGGCAGGAUAAGAGACGAGUUGAGCAUACGCGAGCUCAAGAUCCGCGAAGUGGACACCCGUAUCGAGUCUGAGAUCUCUGCACUCAAGACGCAGAUGGAGUCCGUCAAGUUCAACAUCCUCCAGUACCUCGUCGGUAUCGCGACAGGUUCCGGAGCGCUCUUGCUCGCUUAUCUGCGCAUGUUCAAGGUUUGA